CUCGCGCGCUUUUUUAUUUAAUUUUUCUCCCGCCAAAAUUCUCCGCGACGCAGUCUCCUCUCCUCCCCACCCCCCCCGACUUGGACGAGAGUUGAGCCGUCACGAUGAUCGCGGAGGCCUACGACUCGUCCGAGCUGCCCGACCUCCUCGGUGUCUACUACCGCCGCCUCUUCCCCUACGGCCCCUACUACCGCUGGCUCAACUACGGCGGGGUGGAGAAAAACUACUUUGUGAACCGAGAGUUCAGCUUCACGCUGAAGGAUGACAUCUACGUGCGCUACCAGUCCUUCCAGAACCAGGCCGACAUGGAGAAGGAGAUCCAAAAGUGCGUCCCGUACAAGAUCGACAUCGGCGCGGUCUUCUCGCACAAGCCCAACCAGCACAACUCUGUGAAGAUGGGCUCGUUCCAGGCACUGGAGAAGGAGCUGGUGUUUGAUAUCGACAUGACGGACUAUGAUGACGUGCGCUCCUGCUGCAGUUCUGCAGACAUCUGUCCAAAUUGUUGGCCGCUGAUGACAAUUGCUAUUAAAGUCAUCGACAGAGCACUGUCAGAGGACUUUGGGUUUGACCACCGACUCUGGGUGUAUUCUGGACGGCGCGGCGUUCACUGCUGGGUCUGCGACAUUGCAGCGCGCAAACUCUCACAGCCAGCGCGCUCUGCCAUCGCUGAGUACCUCACCCUUGUCAAGGGUGGAGAAGGGAUGAUCAAGAAAGUGAACCUCGGGGAGAAUAACAAUGUACACCCAUCCAUUAGCGCUGCAGUUCAAGUGGUGGAGAGGUACUUUGAAGAAUAUGCCCUUACAAAGCAGGACAUCCUGGGUACGGAGAAGGCCAGGGAGAAAGUGUUGGCGUUGCUGCCAGACAGUAUGCGGGAAGAGCUGAGGAAAGAUCUGCUCAUCCAGCCAAACUCGGUCAUACGCUGGGAGGUCAUAAAACAGAAAUUCAGUAAAGGUGGGGGCAACAUACCGGCAAGGCACUGCGUGUCGGAGGUGAUGCUACAAUAUUGCUACCCCCGCCUUGAUGUCAACGUCAGCAAAGGCAUCAACCAUCUGCUCAAGAGCCCUUUCAGCAUCCACCCCAAGACCGGCCGGGUUUGCGUGCCCAUCGACGUGGCCAGGGUGGAUGAGUUCGACCCCUUCACGGUGCCCACCAUUAGCCAGAUUUGCCGGGAGCUCGACCGAGCAGUGGAGCCGGUGACCUCCCCGGGGCAGAGCAAGCUGGAGGUAGAGAGGGCCAAGGAUGGCGGCGCGGGGGAUCUGGCAGCCAAGCGGCGCAGGGACUACAAGCGGACGAGCAUGGCGGCGAGCGUGCGCGUGUUCGAGCGAUUUGUGGACAAGCUGGAGGCUUCUUGGAAGGGAGAGCUGCUCAAGAAAAGCGAUCUGAAGAAGGAAUUCUAAACAUCCCAGACCUCGGAGGCUCAGCCGAGGGGAAGAGUGCACGGAUUGUUAUGUUGCUCUGCAACCCAAGGGCUCUCUGAUUAGCACCUCAAAAACGGCGUCUGCUAUCGAUGUGUUAAGUUGUGGCAGCAAGACAAAGAAUUGUUUUACAGCUCUGUUUAACCUUCCGGUAAACCUUAAACAUGUGGUAGCUUGUUCUAAAGGCAUUGCAACUCUUUCUGGGUACUGACCCAUAUGCUCUGUAUCGUACAGGUUUAGUUUUUAAUAAGUGGUAUGCGAAUUAUUCCACUGCAGUGGACCAUCUGUAUAUAUUCCAUUAUUUCUGUUUCUUUGAAUCCCAUUUUUAGGAUUAUGUCAAUAAAGUAUAUUUCUUACUGUU
Molecule: messenger RNA, 1776 nt
Organism: Lethenteron reissneri (Far Eastern brook lamprey)
Lineage: Eukaryota; Metazoa; Chordata; Hyperoartia; Petromyzontiformes; Petromyzontidae
Gene: PRIM1
Product: DNA primase subunit 1
Biological process (GO): DNA replication, synthesis of primer
Source: RefSeq, a predicted model, not a curated record